Trypanosoma cruzi is the source of this 3351-nucleotide messenger RNA. RefSeq names its product trans-sialidase, putative. The transcript has a single exon. The record is from RefSeq and is a predicted model, not a curated record. NCBI's taxonomy places the organism in Eukaryota, Euglenozoa, Kinetoplastea, Trypanosomatida, Trypanosomatidae. Bases 1 to 3351 code for a protein of 1116 amino acids. Gene Ontology annotation, molecular function: exo-alpha-sialidase activity.
AUGUCCAUUACAGAUUCUGUUUUUUCCCGCACUUUGCGUGGGUGCUCUGCUCUGCUCCUCACUGACGUGUCCGAUGUGCUGCCGCUGUUGUUUUCUUCUCCACUUCUUGGACACAGACACGCUAGGAAAGAAAGCAACCAAACGCGAAUCGCUACUGUGAAAUUCGAAGGCACUGAAGGGACCAACAACAGCACACACACCGCCCACACACACAUCUGUAUGCUCUCACGUGUUGCUGCAGUGAAGGCACCCCGCACACACAACCGUCGCGGCGUGACCGGAUCCAGCGGAAGGAGGAGGGAAGGAGGAGAGAGUGAACCGCAGAGGCCCAGCAUGUCCCGGCUUCACUUCUAUUCCGCUGUGCUGCUUCUCCUUCUUGUCGUGAUGAUGUGCUGCGGUACCGGUUGGGUUGCGGCCGCUGGGGGUAAAACAAGGAAUACCAUUGAUCCUUUUAAAGGGAGGGCGUCGAUAUCAUUUGCCAAUUGGAAGGAGUUUAACGAGGAUGGCAGGAAAAUCACCUCGCUCCGUGUUCCUGGCCUCGUUAAAGUGGGUGAUGAUGUAUUUGCCGUUUCUGAAGCGCAGUGCGGGGAGAAGGACGGAGCCGGCAGCUGUGCUGGGAUUGUGUCAAAGCACCUGAAUAUAAGUGAUGGCUCAAUGGAUAUUUCUACGUCGGAUUUAAGUUUGUUUCGCAUGCAACUUGUGGACACCGCCGCGAGUAGUUUUGGGACAACGGAAGUGUUGCGGCCAACGACAGUUGUAAUUGGGGAGAUUGUCUACAUGCUGGUGGGGAAAUACAGUCCUACAAAGUCGCAGGAUGCGGGUACGAAUGAGCGGGGCCUUUUACUCGUGAAGGGAACUGUCACUGAUGAGGGUGGAAACAACAAGAAACUUGUGUGGAAUGAGACCCAUGUGGUGGACCCUCAACGAAAAGGAGAAUCUGUUUUAUUGACCGAGUUUUUGGGUGGCGGAGGCUCGGGUGCUGUGAUGGGUGAUGGCGCGAUUGUGUUUCCCAUGCAGGCCAAAAACAAGGAUGUAAAGCGCGUUUUACUGUCCAUGAGUUUUAACCCGUCAGACAAAAAAUGGGAGCUUUCAUCCACGGCGACUGGUAAGGGCUGCAGGGAUCCAACCCUGGUGAAGUGGAAAGAAGACGACGACGAAAGACUCUUCAUGAUGGCUCAUUGUGCUGGAGGCUACUAUGACGUUUACAGUUCCAUCUCGGAUGGGUACGGUUGGAAUACGUUGGGUGAGCCACUUAACCGCGUGUGGGGAAACUCACACAAUCGAAAGGGGCAUGGCGUCCAGAGUGGAUUCACCACCGCAACCAUUGAGGGAAAGGAGGUGAUGCUCAUCACCGCGCCGGUGUAUGCGAAGGACAAUGAAGAGGGUCGGCUCCAUCUUUGGGUGACGGACACGACACGCGUGUAUGAUGUUGGGCCGGUAUCCCGUGGAGGAGAUGACGCCGCCGCCAGCUCGCUGUUGAUAAAAGAUAAUAAUAAAGAGUUGAUUUCACUGUACGAAAACAAGAAAGACGGAGCAUACAAUCUUGUUGCAGUGCGUCUGACCGAGAAACUGGAGCGGAUAAAGGAAGUGGUGAAGACAUGGAAGGAUUUGGACGGCGCCUUGCAAUCCUGCAGUUCCGGUUCCAGCGUCACUGUCGACUUUCCAAAAAAAGGUAUGUGCAAUGGUCCUGUUACCACUGAGAGGCUUGUUGGCUUCUUGUCUGGUAACUCAACUGUGACCGAGUGGCGAGACGAGUACCUCGGCGUGAACGCCAUUGUCCAUGGGCCGGCGGAAAAAAGGAUAGGGGUUCCCAAUGGAUGGACGUUCAAAGGACCCGGGGCGUGGGCGGAGUGGCCUGUUGGCGACAUGGGGCAGACUGUGCCGUACUACUUUGCGAACAACGAGUUCACUCUUGCUGCGACGGUGUCCAUCCACGAGGUGCCGGAGGUAGGCAGCGUUCCUUUGAUUGGUGUAAGGAUGAAUGACACCGACAGCACGGUGCUCUUUGGUCUUUCGUACACCCAUGACAAGAAGUGGUUGGCCAUACCUGAGAAUUCUGGUGAUGCGGAGGAUUUUGAUGAUUGGGAGCCAAACAGGACGUAUCAGGUGGGACUGCGAAUGGAUGAUGAUGAUGAAUGGACUUUCUUUGUGGAUCAGAGGGAAAUUGACCGCAACAGAUAUAAUACGAGUCUGUUUGACUUCCACAGGAUUUCACACUUCUACAUCGGUGGGGACAGUAAGGACCAAAGUGCAACGGGCGGCCACGUGACGGUGACCAACGUCAUGCUGUACAAUGAGAGACUGUUGGGAAGUGAUCUGCGCAAACUCAAUGCCGGCAAAGUCACUAUUCCAUCACUGGGUGUUGAGAAACAACCCACAGGACAGGCGGCCAGCACAGACAUCUCAGUUGCUUCCGAGUCAAAGAGUGAAGAAACCACCGCCGCCAGCCAUGAAUUGCCUGGGGAUGAUAAUGAUGAACAAGUGGAAGGAAUCGUUAAUGAUCCGGUACCUGCUGCGCCCUCUUCCACGCUUUUCGCGGGAGCCUCUAUUUCUGAGUCCGCCAUAGCAGCGGAGAUCGCAGAGAAUUCUCUUCCAGAGAAUAAUGCCCAACUUUCCGAAGGCAAAACGGUCCAGCAAGCCGCGCUGAAUGAAGCGAAGGAAUCGAUGCAACGUGAUUCAGAUGUGCAGCCACAAGACCUACAGUCAGAGAAAUUAACGGUGUUCAGUGAUGUUGAAAAAUCCUCUGAAAGUAAUGAUACAGAAGAGCCAGAGGAGGAUGGAGGAACGAAUGACAGGAGUGGCGGAUCAACGUCCUCAGUGGCUGCGUCAUUGAGUAUGGCCACUGCCGCUGCAUCAGUGAACGGUGAGCACCAAGUGCAACAAAGCGUUGAGCCUUCCGCUGAAAACAACGACGUGCGGUCCACUGGUACCGGGACCACCGGCGCGGAGGAAAGCCUCAGCCUCGAGGCGAGGGACGGAAGUUCCGAGAGAACAAUGAACUCAGGCAGCAGCAUCACUCCUUCAAAGAGUGACGCCGAACCGACAUCCGCGGAGGACACCGACAACAUCUCUCGGACUGAAGGAACUGAAGUUUCUUCUGAAGACGGCAAGGAGGCGCCACAGACGGUCGACACCGCACCGGGCAAUACAAACACAGCGCCUGGGGAAGCCGCAAUCCCAUCGGAGUCCAACGCAACAACACCCUCGGACCGUGACAUUUUGCUUGAGAAGGGGCAUUACAGCGAGUUGGCGGCCAUGGCUCUAAUUGGUGACGGCACCGUGCAUUGGUGUGUGUCUCAGGUGUUGUUGCUGAUGCUUCUGGGGCUGUGGGGCACUGCGGCUCUCUGCUGA